Molecule: messenger RNA, 1568 nt
Organism: Cotesia glomerata
Lineage: Eukaryota; Metazoa; Arthropoda; Insecta; Hymenoptera; Braconidae
Product: DNA ligase 1
Exons: 3
Coding region: 137-1363 (408 amino acids)
Biological process (GO): transcription by RNA polymerase III
Cellular component (GO): transcription factor TFIIIC complex
Source: RefSeq, a predicted model, not a curated record
GUGAUUUCACCACGUGUUAUCAUCUAUCAGAUGAAAAUUUUGUUUACAAUUUUGUCGGCUUAAGUUGUAGGUUAAGAUUCAUCCAGGCAACGGAUAUAUUAUAAAUAUUAAUUCGUUUAAUUUUUAAAAAAUCAAAAUGAAUAAUGAAGAAGAAUUCGUUACCUAUGAAAAUGAAAUGGAAGAUGAUGUUGAUGAUGAUGACGUUUGUGACGAAACAGAAGAGGAAGAUAUUUUAGUCUACGUUGAAUUUGAAGGUACAUCAGAGUCUACUAUCUUUUGCAAUGAAAAACUCCAAUUAGACAUGAUUGGUUUAGACAUGGAGCAUCCGAUUAUGCAGAUUAAUGGAAAGCAUUAUGAAGGAACGUAUGAGGAUGAUAUGGGAACGAGCUUAUUCUUCGAGAAAGACCCUAAUGCAGUCGUUGAUGAUCCAGUUUUUGACCUACCAAAUAAUAUUAAGUAUUUCGGUAAAGUUGAUAAAGUUCUUAAGAUGAAAAGAAUUUUCGUUAAGCAGAGAGUUGAAGUUUUAGGAAAUUCUGAACAUCCAAGUUGUCUUCCUAAUAUGAAAACUAUUCAAGACUUUGGAAUUCCAUCUGAUUAUCAAGAAAAUGCUCUAAAAUUAUGGACAGAAAAAAGAAACGAGCGAAUGAACGCAUUAGACGAGUACAUAGAAAAGCAAAAACAACGUGAAGAAAAAAGACGACAAGGUAUUGAAUUAAACUCUGAGUCCGACGAUGAUAUGCCAUACGCAUUUAACAUUGAUAAUCCAAACGAUCCUCCAAUUGACUUAACCACUAUUGCGAAUGAUAAAAAUACCAAGCCUAAUUAUAAAAGUAAAUACAGAGAGAUCAACCAAGGGCUGACGGUGAUUGACCCGGGACCAUCGACAUCCAAAGACAGCGUUCCUUGGAUUAAUCCUAAAUUAGAAGCUGACUCUGACUCUGAUGAUGAAUCACUCCCGCGUGAUGAAGGUGAAGGUGUACUAACCAGAGAACCUGAGCAAAGUACCAACGAGAGUAAUGAAGACAAUAUUGACGAAAACGAGGCUGCUGAAAUUUUAAAUCGUGACCCAGAUGAUAUUGUGGCUAGUUGUUUACGGGCUAAUGACGAAACACCGAUGGAUCAAGACACUCCCCUUAAUGAUAAUUAUAAAAAUAAUGAUAAUGAUAAAGAUGGUGAUAAUGAAAACGAUGACACUGACAUGAAUGAAGAGGAGAUAACCAAUUCCGAAUCAUCGGAUAAAUUAGAGGAUACUAUUGAAGAUAAAAAAGCAGAGAAAGAGAAGAAACGCGAGGCUAAGAUGAAAGAAAUCACGGAUAGGCUGAAGAAAAAAGCCAGAGAUGAAAAAACAAUUUCUGAGACAUAAUAAAAAAAAAAAUUAAUUUUUAUAUCAAGUAAUUUAUAUACAAUUAUUUGUAAAUUUAAUACAAAGACAAAUUUUAUUUUACAAGUUCUGGAUUGGUUCAUUUUUUUUUUUAAUAUUUUUAUUUUUAGUUUUAAGUCGAUGAUUAUUAGCUGCGCUGCAAAAGUUGGAAUGUUUUAUUUUUAUUUAAAUAUUUUGAUUUUUACUU